Molecule: messenger RNA, 637 nt
Organism: Sodiomyces alkalinus F11
Lineage: Eukaryota; Fungi; Ascomycota; Sordariomycetes; Glomerellales; Plectosphaerellaceae
Exons: 1
Coding region: 134-487 (117 amino acids)
Source: RefSeq, a predicted model, not a curated record
CUCGAGAGCCGAGUGGUCGGGCAUGAUCACGCAGGAGACAGCAAGAACACGUUGACGGGUAAAAAGAUUGAAAGGUGGGAGGCCUGGUACUGAGUGGGUCCAUAUCUGAGAGUCAGCGAAUCAAAAUUGUCGCAUGACGUGCGUGACUCAGAUUCUCAGCUGGAACACACCCAAUCAUCUCUCUUCAAUUUGUCUGCCCAUUUGCAACCAAUCGAGCGACCCAACCUGGAGCCAGGACCCGCGAUUUCCGCGGAUGACUCCGUCGACUCUGUCUCCGUUCUCCGGCUACUGCCACGAAGCCGAUGCACCGCCGCACUCUGUCCCAAGACACCAACCUUGUCUUAACUUCUUGACUUCACGGGGUCCUCGCCAUUGCCGAACGUCCGAUCCACAUGCCGAAGCAAGCCACAUGGUGGCGCUCUUCUUUUUUUUUUUUUUUUUCUGCAGGUACACCGGACUGGUCGAAAUCUGUUUUUCCUUCCAAUAAUCUUCGACUCUACUCGGUGGGAUGGAUAUAUGUAGGAUCCCUCUCUACCGGAGAUACGAGAACCAGGACGAAAAAAAAAACCUUCGCCGUGCAGCAAACAAUUCUCAUCCACUUAUCCAAGUCUGAAAGAAGUCUUCAGCUGAAAAGUUC